Messenger RNA from Micropterus salmoides (largemouth bass), 2080 nucleotides. It is a transcript of the gene eda, whose product is annotated as ectodysplasin A. Gene Ontology annotation, biological process: animal organ development; immune response. The record is from RefSeq and is a predicted model, not a curated record. Gene Ontology annotation, molecular function: death receptor agonist activity; tumor necrosis factor receptor binding; death receptor binding. Gene Ontology annotation, cellular component: membrane. Bases 135 to 1244 code for a protein of 369 amino acids. Lineage: Eukaryota; Metazoa; Chordata; Actinopteri; Centrarchiformes; Centrarchidae. The transcript has 8 exons.
CGAAGAAGUUCGGACCGACCUGCCGCUGCUGCACCUAUGAGUCUCCACGUAAAUGAAUAGCCGCGGCUCGCGCGAGACAAACGAGCUGAUUAUGCCGAGAUAAAAGAGCAUCUGGCUCGCGCUCUUGUCCGAUAAUGGCAUGCGAUGGUUCAUCCGCGGAGGAUUUCCCGGACAAAGUGAUGCCCAGAGCAGCUCCCUGCACGUGCAACAAGAAGUGCAGGAGUCGGAGCGGCAGCGUUGUCUUCCUGGGAUUAUUCCUGCUGUCGCUGUGCCUGCACGCUGUCACCCUCGUCUGCUAUUUGGAUCUGCGGUCCGAAGUCAAAAGGGAAAUAAUCCUCCAGAAGCGCGACACCAUGUUGACACUUGCGGGGAGUGACCUGGCUGACCCGGCGGAGGUGCUCUCGCCCGGCCACACGCGACUGGACUCCGGCAGCUCCCGCGGAGGAGAGGGUCAUGAGAAGUUACUGCACAGAAAUAGCGAGUUCCACGCCACAGAGGAUAACAGGGGCAUAACUCAGCGAGCGAAAAGGAGUCCCAGCAGGCAGCCAGAAACAGAGUCAACUGGAAAGGAAAGAAGGAAAGAGAAGAAAAAAGGGAAAAAAAGGUCUGUGCCGGGCCCCCCUGGUCCCCCUGGUCCCCCAGGCCCACAGGGGCCACCGGGCAUCCCUGGAAUCCCCGGCAUUCCGGGAAGCAACGCUGUGGGGCCUGCAGGACCCCCUGGACCCCCCGGGCCGCAGGGACCUCCGGGCACCCAAGGUCCAGCAGGGGCUCCAGAUAAGACGAAAACAAAGGAAUUCCAGCCUGAAGUGGUUCAUCUGCAAGGGCAGGAGACAACCAUCCGAGUGAAAGAAGAUCUGUCUGAAGGCAUCCUUAGGAACUGGAAGAUGGUGUUCAUCCAUCACCGUGUGUUUAAAAUGCACCCUCGCUCUGGAGAGCUAGAGGUGCUGUUGGAUGGUUUCUACUUCAUAUAUAGUCAGGUAGAAGUGUACUACCUCAACUUCACCGACAUUGCCAGCUAUGAGGUGAUGGUGGACUCCAACCCGCUCCUCCGCUGCACAUGCAGCAUCGAGACGGGCCAGCGCAAGUUCAACACCUGCUACACGGCUGGGGUGAGCCUGCUCCGCGCCGGCCAGAGGAUCUCCAUACGCAUAGUGUAUGAAGACAUACUCCUCAGUAUGACCAACCACACCACCUUCCUGGGAAGUGUCAGACUUGGAGAGGCUCCAUCUGCUGGACAGAACUGAUAACUACACAACACACCAGCCCUCGACAGAAAUGCAAGGUUGCUCACAAUCAGUAGCAAGCAACCUCUAGCCCAAGUCUCUCCCCUGUUUAGAGGAAACUUGUUAAUGUUGAGGGAGCUCCUGGGUGACUUUUGGUCACUUUCACAGCUGUGUAUUAAAAAGGACAAAUAAAGACUGCUCUGCUUCCCCUCACGUUGAUUCUGUACAAAGAGAUCAGCCCUGGUGAGCCAAAUGUCCUCAUCAAACAAAAGUUUCUAUUUAUAGUCACCAUUUUGUGUCAACACAGACAGCUCUCUUUAUAACAAGGAAGGACACUGUGCUGACACAUACUUAAUAUUUACAUAUGUUUAAGUGCUGUUGAAUGAUAAUCUUGUAUCUCCAAAAACACCAGCUAUUUAAAAUGUUGUAUUUGCAGUUUGUAUACUUGGCCUUUUUAAUUAAUUUAAUUAUAUUAACAGUUAUAAGUGUGGUUUAACAAGGGCUUUAAAGCUCCAUAUGCUCCUGGGAUUAUAAAAAUGACUAAAAGAUCAUAUAAAUGUUAAAGCAAGGAUAAAGGUAUCUAUGCAAAGCUGACAAAAAAAUCAUUAAAACUGGAGUUAUAAGGUAUUCACAGAGCAACAGCACUAUAUAUUUUGCGCACAUUUGCACUACAGCAUCCCUGCAGAAUAUCAGUGAUAUGUUUUGGUACAGUGCUAUUGUUUAGUUACCGUAUGAAUGAAUCCAUGUGGAAAAAUGAUAGUUGUUUAUACGUCUCUGUACAUAUUGUAUAUAAAAUGGGAUAUACUUUUGUAAAUGGAGUUGAUUGAUGGAUUAAAAUGUUUCAUUUUCUGUCUAAA